CCAUGAUAGGGUUUUGUAGGUCAGGUACCCACUGAUGCGCAGAACAGUGUAUUGCUCGCCACGGAGAGAAUUCUUAGGAGGUCACUCGAUGAAAAGAAAGGUCAACCAGUGCCAAGAUAUAGUAUAAAACAAGAAACAAAGAUCGGGAUGAUGAUCAGUACGUUUUUGUCGAUCAGUAGUGCAACGGGGCACCGCGAAAAAAUGAGAAAAUUAGUGUUAGUGUUGUUUUUUGUGAUCGGUGCUUAUGCACAGGAAAGUUUCGAAAGCACAGGUGUACGAUUAGCGUUGAAAAUAUACGAUGAUUGUUUAAAAUCCGAUGGAUUAUCGCCGUGUUUGAAGAAAAAAGCCAUCACUUUCCUCGACAGAUUGGGCCGUAUGGAUAAACUCACCCUUUCCGAAGGAGUUAUCGUACAAAAAACGCCCGACGCACCCAAAGAAGGACCCGUCAUCACUGAAGAACAAUUAGAUCAAACCCUUCCGAGAUCUUCAGACGCCAAAGAUGCAGCCCUUACCGACAUGCUCAUGGACAAAGUCAGCAAUUUCAUCGGUUCAAGAUCAAUCGAAGUCGCUUUACCAAAAAUUCCCGCAGCAGACUUGAUCGAAGAAGGACGUAAAGGCGGCGGUGGUGGUGGAGGCGGCAAAAAAGGCGGCAUGAAAGGAAUGAUGGGCGGCAUGAUGAUGGGAAUCGCAGCAAAAAUGGCAGCACUAGUUCCUCUAGCAAUCGCUGGACUAUUUCUGCUAGCCGGUAAAGCUCUAAUCACAGCCAAAAUCGCUCUACUCAUCUCUGGAAUCAUCGCUCUCAAGAAACUCUUCGCAGCCAAACAAGGAGGCGGUGGAGGUGGUCACGGAGGCGGCGGUUGGCAAUCCGGUGGUGGCGGCGGUGGAGGCGGAUGGCAAUCCAGCGGAGGCGGUUGGGACAAGAGAUCGUACCAGGAAGCUCAAGCUCAAAAUUUGGCUUACAACGCGUUUAGCCCAAAAUAAACCAUACGAUUUAGUCACUAGAUAAUAUUUUUUGUACAAAUGAGUUUGACCGAUUUUUUGGUCACUGUUAUCUGUUUUUUUCUUCUACUUCUUCUUUCUAUGACAGUUUGGACGACUGACAUUUUAUUGUACGAGACGUUACAGUUUCUUAUUGUUGUUGUUAAAUUAUUUAUUGCAAAUAUUUAUUUAAUUUAUUUGACUUUUGUGACUUACUUGACACUGACUUUGUUACCAUACAUUUGUUUCCAAUGAAAAGAAAAUAAAGAUUGUUAAAG
This is a messenger RNA of Psylliodes chrysocephalus, 1256 nucleotides long. NCBI's taxonomy places the organism in Eukaryota, Metazoa, Arthropoda, Insecta, Coleoptera, Chrysomelidae. The record is from the annotation of a GenBank genome assembly.